CUGGCACGCAGUGCUGGUCUUGGCCCUACGCGGAAGACGACCGCCUCUGCGGAGGAGCCUACAACUGCGAAGCGUCCGGUGGCUACUGCGGCGGUUUGGAGGAGGACAACCGGCCUGAGCUUCGGCCGGACUUUGGCGAUGGCAGGAUGGGAAUCCCCUGGUGCGCUGGCAGCGAGCCGAAGAAGCUUACGCCAGAUGCGGACUAUAUGAACUUUGACAACAUCCUUUGGGCCUUGCUGGUAGUGUUCCAGUGCAUGACCAUGGAAGGAUGGACGGACAUCAUGUACAGAGUUCAGGAUAGUUACGACUUCAUUGCUGCCACCAUCUACUUCUUCCUUCUGAUUCCGCUUACCUCCUUCUUCCUGCUGAACGUUGCCCUGGCCGUGGUAGAUGAGGCCAGAGAUGACUUUGAGAAGAAGGAGGAAGAGAAAGAGGAUGAUGAUGGGGGAGAUUCGUCAGCGCAGGAUGGAGAAGCGCUGCGAAAGUCCCUCCUGGGCGAAGAUGAUAUUAUGGACUUUGGAGACCAGCCGCCGUGGUGCGACUGUGCUUUGGUGCACACUUGCCGUCACAUAGCCUUCAGCGACUGGUUCAUGAACGUCAUCAUGCUUUUUAUCGUGAGCAAUGUCAUCACAAUGAUGAUGGAGAGUUUCCCACCAACCAUGGGUCAGCAGGAGAUCCUCGAUAGUUUGGAGAUGACGUUCCUUGUGGCCUUCUGUGUGGAGAUGGCAGUGCUGCUGAUGGCUCUAGGCCCCCGGCAGUACUUCACCAAUCCCGUGACGGCCUUUGACGGGACGAUCGUGAUCACCUCCGUCGCGCAGGCCUGCGUGGGCCAGGCGGGGCCUUUGACGGCCCUUCGCACCUUGCGGUUGUUCCGGGUACUGAACAAGCUCGCGAAUCGCUGGCCUUCCUUCAAGGUUCUACUCAAGGCCAUGGUUCUGACUGCCAUCUCAUUGAACUACUGGCUCGUCCUUUUCGCGCUAGUGCUCUACAUCUGCACCCUCAUGGCGCAGACCUUUUUUGCCACGGAGUUUCACUUCAACGAUCCGGACUCCUUUGACUACGUGACGAAUCGCGGGGAGUUUUGGUGCCCUGGCACGGAAGGGCUGGAUCCUGCCUAUCGACAGGACUGCAUCCCCCGUGCGCACUUUGACACCUUCUUGUGGGCGCUAGUCACCAUCUUCCAGAUUAUGACAGGAGAGAACUGGAACACAGUCAUGUAUGCGGGCAUGCGUGCAGCGGGUCCAGGAUUCUGCCUGCUCUUUGUACUUCUGAUCAUGUUCGGCCAGACACUGUUCCUCAGUCUAUUUCUGUCGAUGCUGAUGUCCAAAUUUGAUCACGUCAAGGACACGCUGAACGCAGAACUUGAUCGUCAGCAGACGGUACAGAGACUGCGGAAGAAGUCGAUUGAGUCGAGGCCUUCUGGCUUGAGUGAUGAAAUGACGGCGUACGGCGCCAGUAGCAGGAGCAGGAUAUUCCAGCCAGCCCGAACCAUGCUGGAUAGCAUGGCAAGCUUCAAGACGGCUUUGGAAGACAGGAAGGCCUGGCCAUCAGGCUAUUCUUGGUUCAUAUUCUCUCCGCAGAAUCCCAUCAGAAGACUAUGCAGGUAUGUAUUGAAGGUGGAGGUGGUCGGACGCUGCGAGUUCAAGGUGGGAAGAGACAACAGAGAUAGAGAGGGCGGUGGCGGUGGCGGCGGCGGCUUCAAGGUCUUCGACAAUUUCAUCCUCCUUUGCAUCCUCUUCUCCACGGUCACUAUGGCCAUUGACUCGCCCCUGGCUGAUCCCAAGCUGCCCAUCACGGUCUUUGUGCGUGCAGCCGACGAGGUUUUCGCAGUGAUCUUCAUCAUAGAGAUGGUGAUCAAGCUGAUUGCUUUGGGCCUGAUUUGGGGUCCAGACGCCUACCUCAAGAGCUCUUGGAACUGGCUGGAUGGGGUGGUCGUGAUGGUGUCCAUCAUCAACAUGGCGAACUUGAGCCAGAGCGGCUUCCUGAAGACUUUGCGCAUUCUGCGUGCCUUCCGACCGCUGCGCGUGAUUUCCCGGAACGAGAACCUGAAGGUGGUGGUGCAGACAAUCUUCACCUCCAUGCCUCACCUUCUGACGCUGGUGAUCGUGGCCAUGUUGUUCUUGUUGAUCUUCGCGCUAUUUGCCCUGUCUUACUUGAAUGGCACUUUCUACUACUGCGACCUCUCAACCGCCCCUGCAUUGAGACGGGAGCUGGGCCAGGACUUCACGACUCCGCUUUGCAUGCCGACGGCCCUGGACAACGUCACAGUUUCCGGCGGCUUGCAGCAUGGCAGCUUUGAUGCCAUGAACUACGCGUGGGUGGGCAACACUACAACCUGUCCCAGCUCCCAUUCGGUGGCGUACCAGCGAGCAACAGCCGACACGCCCAUCUGCAUUGGCCGAUGUCUCCCUGAGGGCUACUCCAGGUACAUGCAGCCGGAAUGGCUCUGCCCCAAGGCGUUGACCAUGGCUGAAGAGCUGCCGGCGGUAUGUGGUGCCGACGUGGUGAGGACCGUCUCUGCGGAAGAGCAGCGUGGCCUUGACUAUGUCGACAAGAUGACUCGGCUGCUGGUAUUGCCCUGCGGCGGCAGCACUGUGAAUGCUUCGGGCCACCUGGUGCAUUCUGGCAAGGCCAUGAGCUGCGCGGACAUCUUCUGCGAGGAGGUGGAUGAUGAGACCAAGACUCGGUGCAAUGCUGCCUGCAAGAAGGCGCCCCACUUUUGUGUGGAUGCCUGUGGCCCUGGGCUGGAAGGCAGUGCGCAGUGUGAAUCUUGUCAGAUCGAGUGUGAAGCGCAGUGCAGGUGCCCUGAAUUCUGCGAAGGUCUGGUCAGGGAUGCCGCUUUGUGCCUAGAACAAGGGUCCAGGUGGUUGCCAAGUAUCAGCCAGAGCUUCGACAACAUAUGGUACUCCAUGCUCACCCUCUUUGAGAUCUCCACGACGGAGGGCUGGGUGGACGUGAUGUACUCUGCUGCGGACUCCGUGCAACCGUACGUGCAGCCAAAGCGUGAUCAUAACGAAACGCUAUGGGUACCUUUCUUUAUGCUCUACAUCUUCUUCAGCAAUAUGUUCAUCAUCAACCUCAGCGUGGGUGUGAUCGUGGACAAGUUUAUGUCACAGAAGCAGGCCAACUCUUCAGUAUGUCUGACUGACCCCCAGAAGAAGUGGGUCAACUGCAUCACAAGUCUUUAUGCAAGGCGGCAGAUUGUGACCCUGACGGACUUGCAUGAGAAGCCAACGAUCAGACGGAAAGUCUACGAAUUAGUGUCCAGUCCGGCCUUUGAGACCACCAUCAUGGGGGCGAUCGUUGUGAACACGCUUUUCUUGGCCGCUAAGAUCACUCCCACGCCAUUCCCGGAAUGGGAGCCUUUCCUGGAAGCGGUGAACUAUAUCUUUGCGGGAGUCUUCACGAUCGAGUGCCUCCUGAAGCUCUUUGCCCUGCACGGCAACUACUGGGGGGAUCGGUGGAACGUCUUCGACUUCAGCUGUGUGGUUGCCACGUUGGCCGGUAUCAUCAUCAGCAAAGCCUCCAAUGUGCGCAUUGACCCCAUCAUCCAGGUCAUCCGCAUCUUCAGAGUGGCCCGACUCUUCCGGUUGCUGCGGUUCCUGAAGGGCCUGAACAAGAUCUUCAUGGCACUACUCAUGUCGCUGCCAAAGCUCAUGAACGUGCUUCUGAUCCUGCUAUUACUGCUGAUUUUGUACAGCAUCUUGGGCGUGAGCCUUUUUGCCACCACCAAGCUGGGAGACACGCUGAAUGUGCACGCGAACUUCCAGAACUUUAUGCUGGCAUUCAUCACGCUCUUCCGGGCUUCCACGGGUGAGGCCUGGAACGAGAUCAUGCAUGAGCUCUCAAGCUCGGAGGUGGAGCUGUACAAGUUGGGUGUGUGGUGCUCCCCGAGCGACCUCUUCGACACGGAGACCAAGUUCGAGGUCCUGAAGGAGAAGUGCCUCAUUGAUCAUCCCAACAGCUGCGCUCAGAACCCUUACUUCUCUUUCAUCUUUUGGGUGACCUACACGCUGGUCAUCACCUUCAUGGUGAUGAACCUGGUGAUUGCCGUCAUCCUGGAAGGCUACGAGGAUGGCAAGGAGAGCCCGGCGUCGGAGGUGGUGGACGUGUGCGUCAAGUUGUGGCUGAAGCACGACCCUGACCAUCGCAUGUCUUUGCCCUUGGGUGAAGCUCUAAACUUCAUCAACAAGGCGUUGCGAGAAGUGGAGCGUCAGGAAGGCAGUCCACAUACCUCGCCUGCAGCGGGUGUCCAGGGAGUGCAGGGCCUACAGUCUUUGCCUAUGAAGUACGUGGCAGCACUGGACGUCCAGGUUGGUGAGAACGGACGUGUGCACUUCAUCUCCGCGUGCAAGCAAGUCAUGCGCUUCGUGUGCCUCGGAGAUGAUCUUGCGAGCUUGGAGGAUUUGGACACUGUUGAGGAGAAACUAGAGCAGAAGCAAAGAGACAAGCUGAGAAGGCUUGUGGAGAAAAGUGAGCUUCGGAUUCAGAGCAAGCAAACGAGAGACGUAUUGAUGGAGGGUCUGAGCUUUGCCAGCGCCAAGUCCAAGGGCGGGAAGAUGAGGGAUCUGAAGGAGGAGGUGGCCGCGCUGAAGCUCCAAACCGCAAUGAAGCACGUCUUUGGCAAAGGGAAGAAGGCACAGCCGAAAGAAGAUACUAAGGCUGCCAAGGCGCCUCAGGAAGAGGCCAAAGUUGCGCCUGAAGAAGAGGCCAAAGUUGCGCCUGAAGAAGAGGCCAAAGUUGAGCCUGGUGCAUCUUCAGAUGGACCCAAGGAGGCUUAUGGCCCCUACUGCGGGGAGCCGUUGGAGGACCCACACUGAGUCUUUGGGCACGUAGGCUGCUGGAGCAAGUCGGAGGAUGGCUGAGACACCGCCCAAACAGCACGCUACAACCCGUCACUGUGCAGCCAGUGACCAGAACUUGGCAUGACUGGCCACAAACAGGUAUCCACUCUUUUUCACAGUCC
Messenger RNA from Effrenium voratum, 4966 nucleotides. The record is from the annotation of a GenBank genome assembly. NCBI's taxonomy places the organism in Eukaryota, Dinophyceae, Suessiales, Symbiodiniaceae.